AUGUGUGCCAGGUGGGGGUUUCUGCCCCAAUUUGGGGAUGCACUGGGGGCGGGGACAGAACACCCUGCUCCAUGUGAGGGCGCAUUGCCCUGUUUUGGGGGUUGCAUGGGGCGUCCCCGCCCCGCUUCGGGGUUCCCCACCCCGGGUCCUUUGCGGCUGUUGCUCCCGGGGGGCCGGGCCGGGGCGGUCCUGCGGAGCCCCGUUAAAGCAGCGGCGGCCGGAGGCGGCCCGAGGAGGCGGCGAUGGGCAGCGAGGGGCAGCGGGGCCCGGCGGCGGCCCCGGGGCAGGGCGACCCUCGGGCGCUGCGGAGGGACUGUCAGCAUCGAAUUUUUGUCAACCGGAGCCUGGCACUGGAGAAGAUAAAAUGCUUCGGCUUUGACAUGGACUACACCUUGGCCAUGUACAAGUCCCCUGACUAUGAGGAGCUGGCCUUUGCCCUGCUGCUAGAGCACCUCGUCUCAAUUGGGUACCCCCAGGAGAUCCUCUCCUACAAGUACGACCCCACCUUCCCCACCCGGGGACUGGUGUUUGAUGCCCUGUACGGGAACUUGCUGAAGGUAGACUCCCACGGGAACCUGCUGGUCUGUGCCCACGGCUUCCGCUUUCUCAAGGGGCCCGAAAUCCUCCACUAUUACCCCAACAAGUUCAUCCAGAGAGAUGACAUGAAGCGUUUUCACAUCCUCAACACCCUCUUCAACCUCACGGAGGCCCACCUCUAUGCCUGUCUUGUGGACUUCUUCACCAACUGCUCCAGAUACCUGAACUGUGACACUGGCUACAAGCACGGGAACCUCUUCAUGUCCUUCCUCAGCAUGUUCCAGGAUGUGCGUGAGGCAAUGGACCAUGUCCACCUCUCGGGCUGCCUGAAGGAGAAGACACUGGAGAACAUAGAGAAAUAUGUGGUGAAGGAUCCCUGUGUGCCGCUGCUGCUGAGCCGCAUGAAGGAGGUGGGGAAGGUUUUCUUGGCCACCAACAGUGACUACAACUACACUGACGCCAUCAUGUCCUACCUGUUUGACUUCAGUGAGGGAAAAAAGGCCGGGACCCAGCAGCGCCCUUGGCGCUCCUACUUUGACCUCAUCGUGGUGGACACCCGUAAGCCACUCUUCUUCGCUGAGGGCACCGUCCUGCGCCAAGUCGACACGGACACGGGGAAGCUGCGCGUCGGGACGUACACCGGGCCGCUCCAGCACUGCGCCAUCUACUCUGGUGGCUCCUCAGACCUGGUGUGUGACCUGCUGGGUGUGAAGGGCAAGGACAUCCUCUACAUGGGGGACCACAUCUUCGGGGACAUCCUCAAGUCCAAGAAGCGGCAGGGCUGGCGCACCUUCCUGGUGGUGCCUGAGCUGGCCCGCGAGCUGCAGGUCUGGACGGAGAAGAGCGAGCUGUUCGAGGAGCUGCGGAGCCUGGACCUCUUCCUGGCAGAGCUGUACCAGCACUUGGACAGUGGCAGCAGUGAACGCCCAGACAUCAGCUCCAUCAAGCGUCGCAUCCAGAAAGUCACACACGAGAUGGACAUGUGCUAUGGGAAGAUGGGCAGCCUCUUCCGUUGCGGCUCUCGCCAAACGCUUUUCGCCAGCCAGCUGAUGCGCUAUGCGGACCUCUACGCCGCCUCCUUCAUCAACUUCCUCUACUACCCCUUCAGCUACCUCUUCCGGGCACCCCCUGUCCUGAUGGCCCAUGAGUCAACGGUGGAGCAUGGCCUGCGGGACUCAGCAGAGGCUGGCACAGCCCUGGCACCCUGGCUGGCACAGCAGAGCCACCCCGGCCAGCAGGUUGCUGGAGGCAUCCAGGAUGCCAGUGGGGGUGAGGAGGAGGAGGAGGAUGGAGAAGCCUGAGCCUACCCCAGUAUCUGUGGCUGCUGAGCUGGCAAGUGCCAGCCCCCAGGAAGGCAUUUGGUGGCCCCAAAUCACUCAAGGAUCCAAGCCACCUAUGGGCAGUCAUCACUUCCAGGUGCUGCUCGUGUCUGGUGUCACAUCUGUCCCC
Messenger RNA from Calypte anna (Anna's hummingbird), 1986 nucleotides. RefSeq names its product cytosolic purine 5'-nucleotidase. The record is from RefSeq and is a predicted model, not a curated record. Bases 243 to 1838 code for a protein of 531 amino acids. Lineage: Eukaryota; Metazoa; Chordata; Aves; Apodiformes; Trochilidae. Gene Ontology annotation, molecular function: 5'-nucleotidase activity. The transcript is spliced from 18 exons.